AUGUCGAAAGACUUUUAUCCAAACAUUUGGUGUUUAAUAUCUAUACUUGCAACACUCCCGGUGUCCACUUCAUCUGCAGAACGUUCUUUUUCAACUUUAAGACGAUUAAAAACCUAUUUGAGGAAUAGCUGCAGUGAAGAUCGUCUAACAGGUUUAGCUUUAUUGUCAGUCCACCGAGGUAUCCAAAUAGAUAUUGAAGAAAUAAUCAAUACAUUUUCCAGAAUGCCACGUAAAGUUGACUUUGUUUUAUGA
Molecule: messenger RNA, 252 nt
Organism: Macrosiphum euphorbiae (potato aphid)
Lineage: Eukaryota; Metazoa; Arthropoda; Insecta; Hemiptera; Aphididae
Source: the annotation of a GenBank genome assembly